AUGGGACCAGGGAGGCUGACGUGCGUGCUGGUCUUGGCGUUUAUGCUGGCUAUGGGGUCCCGGCCACAGGAACAGCUACCCAGGGAGUCCCACAACCUCAACUGGAACAAGUUUUCAGGGUUCUGGUACAUUCUGGCUGUCGCCUCUGAGGGCCGGAGAUUCUUGCCAGGCAGAGACAGGAGGAAGCUGGGGGCAUCCAUGGUGGAGGUCCACAAAGUGGGCCAGCUGAAGGUGGUCCUUGCCUUCAGCCGGUCACAGGGGUGCCAGUCACACACGUUAAUUCUGCGGAAAGAUAGGAAAAAGGCGAUGUUCAGGAAUACUUGUGCGUAUGAAGCGGCCCCACGCUUCUCUUCCGGUCCAGUGAAGGGGGUAGAGGGCUUCCAUGUGCUGUCCACCGACUACAGCUACGGCGUGGUCUACGUGCGCCUGGGCCGGGCUGGCCGGACCUCCAAGACCCUGCUGCUCUUCAGCAGGCAGAACACGUCCAGCUUCCCGAGCAUGAAACAAUUCGUAGACAUAUGUGAGAUUUUGGAGCUCGCAGACGGUGUGACUGUUCUCCCGAAAGACGCGCGUCUGCCGCCAGCCCCCAUGGUCCCUGACGUCCUCAGGAAGUCGUUCACUUAUUCGCCCAACAUUUCUAAGCACCUGUGA
Molecule: messenger RNA, 651 nt
Organism: Neomonachus schauinslandi (Hawaiian monk seal)
Lineage: Eukaryota; Metazoa; Chordata; Mammalia; Carnivora; Phocidae
Gene: LCN10
Product: lipocalin 10
Exons: 6
Coding region: 1-651 (216 amino acids)
Molecular function (GO): small molecule binding
Source: RefSeq, a predicted model, not a curated record